Molecule: messenger RNA, 1091 nt
Organism: Arachis stenosperma
Lineage: Eukaryota; Viridiplantae; Streptophyta; Magnoliopsida; Fabales; Fabaceae
Product: glycine-rich protein 2-like
Exons: 1
Coding region: 117-701 (194 amino acids)
Molecular function (GO): nucleic acid binding; zinc ion binding
Source: RefSeq, a predicted model, not a curated record
UCCCAAUAACCGAGCUGCGGAUAUAAAACAGCACCGUUUUGCCCCAUUCCCCUGUGCGAAACCCUUAUUCUCCCAAAAUCAAAAUCAAAAUCAGAGUGAGUUUUGUGUGUGUGAGAAUGAGUAGGGUUUGCGGUAAGGUGAAGUGGUUCAAUGACCAGAAGGGUUUCGGUUUCAUAACCCCCGACGAUGGCGGCGAAGAACUCUUUGUUCAUCAAUCUUCGAUUCGAUCCGAAGGGUUUCGCAGCCUCGCCGAGGGUGAGUCCGUUGAGUUCGCCAUAGAGUCCGAUCCUGAUGGACGCACGAAGGCCGUUGAUGUCACUGGACCUGAUGGCUCUAACGUUCAGGGGAGUCGCCGUGGUGGAGGCGGUGGCGGAGGUGGUGGAAGGAGUUACGGCGGUGGACGAGGCGGAGGCGGCGGCUAUGGUGGUGGAUAUGGUGGUGGAGGAGGCUAUGGCGGCGGUGGUCGCGGUGGAGGCCGUGGCGGAGGUGGAUAUGGUGGUGGUGGAUACGGAGGAGGAGGCGGUGGUGGCGGCGCUUGCUACAGCUGCGGUGGGAUGGGUCACAUGGCCAGGGAUUGCACCCAGGGAGGCGGCGGCGGUGGUGGCAGGUACGGUGGAGGCGGCGGCGGUGGUGGCGGAAGCUGCUACAACUGUGGGGAUUCUGGUCAUUUUGCAAGGGACUGCCCAACAGGCUCUCGCUGAAAAUAGAACGUAUGAUGUUUUAAUGUGUCUGCUCAUUACUUUUUGCGUUUGACAUAGAGAAUGGGUAGAAGGGUUUUCAAUGAUUUGCGUUUUGUUGGGGGGUGGUUUCUCGAUUUUAAUUUCCGAGUUUUUAUGUUAGGGUUUUAUCUAUUUUGAUGAUGGAUCUGUUAGAUUAUGUGCUUGGCAACUCUGGUUUCUUAAUAUUACAAUCAAAUUAGGUGUUUCGUUUUGUUCGGAUUCGGGAAACGGAGGAGCUCUCUUUAAUUUUUUUGUCAAGUUGUGAAAUCAUUUGCAUGUAUGGCUCUCUGUUUCCGAGCCUGGUUAAGACAUGGUGAACAAGAUUUGAAAUUACUUUUGCUCAUGCUGGAACAUGUGGUUUAGUUUCUAUAA